UUUGUCAUGUGAGGAAACCCCAUGACUGCUACUGUGCGCAUGCGCAUAAUUGUCCUCAUCUUUGCUAUAAUUAUAUGACCUUUUGUUUGCAGUAAAGACAAUUCGCCUCCUCUUUUAAUUUUAUAGACACCCGGACCGACUCUGCACCAUGAAGAUUGCUGUGAUACUUGCGUUCCUAGUUGUGGGACAAUCGCUGGCUGCAACAAGUCUAAAGACUGCCUCUAUCGAGAUCACUUCUGUUAACAACUUCCAGAAGGCACCAACCAAAGGCUACAAAUUGUGCAAUACUUGCAUUCAGCUUACAGGGCAAGUUAUCAACGAGGCCCUCAACAUAAUACUCAAUGGUGCUGUGGUAGGCGGAUGUGCUGACCUUUGUCAGGCGGUGGCCACUAAGACUGGCAUUAAAGAUCUUGCAGCGGUUUGUGACAUUGCUUGUGACAUUUUCGGCAUCAAGGAGUUCAUAGCCCUCAUUGAGAAAGCUGAUCUUGACCCAAUCUAUUUCUGUGAGCUAAUUGAUGGUUGUCUUAUCAAGGAUGAUGGGGAUGCAAAGAUCACCUCUUUCACUGUGACCCCUACAAAGGUCACCCAAGGCAGUACCUUUGAGAUUGACAUGGAUUUCCAGACUGUGAAUGGAACUGGAACUGGGGAAAUAGAUCUUGAAAUUAUUACAGCCGACGGUGUUCCACUUGGUCAGAACUCCAUCCUCCUCCCACAAGCCGCAGGUUCCUAUGAUGCUAAAUAUACUGUGUCUGCAAAACCUGAUCCGAACUGUGACCCCAGUCAAGGACCUUGUGAGAUGUGGAUAGCUGGAAACUACACUGUGAAAAUUGCUGUGUGCAAUGGAGAGUGUGGCAGUGACCAUCCUCAUAGCAAGAUCUAUGAUGAGGCCUCUGCUAGCUUCAUGGUCGUCUAGAACUGAACACUAGAACUCUAUUAUUAUUAAUGACCCUUGUACAUGACCCUUGACCUUUCUACAUAAUUAUGUUUAUUGCUGAAUUGA
Halichondria panicea is the source of this 1000-nucleotide messenger RNA. Its product is annotated as countin-3-like. The transcript is spliced from 6 exons. NCBI's taxonomy places the organism in Eukaryota, Metazoa, Porifera, Demospongiae, Suberitida, Halichondriidae. The coding region runs from base 149 to 913 and encodes 254 amino acids. The record is from RefSeq and is a predicted model, not a curated record.